AUGGUUUCACUUAGUGAGAACGAGGAUGUCAGCAGUUCGUCUGGAGGAAGCGUAGAAGAUGAGAUACUACGUAGACCUUUAAGGCAGGAUUCCUUUUUCAAAGAAGAACAUCUGAUAAGCACCGGAUCAAGAACUGGUACCGAGUUUAGUGUUAUACUAAAUGAUACAUAUAUCCCGGAGAGCAGCGAUGAGAGCAAAGAUAGAUCAAUCAGCAUGGAGGGACCGAGCGUUGCUUAUUCAAAGGUCUCACAUUCGUUUUCCAACUCUAAUUCGAAUUCGAACUCUUCCACAUCAUCCAAACAGAGGAAACUAGCAAAUAACAGAAACUCACAAUACAUGAGACUAUCCCUCAACUCUACGAGUUCUGGAUCUGCACACUCAACGCCUCUGAUAGGAGUAAAUUUGCAAUCAGACAAAUUCUCGAGCGCAAAUACCAGUAGGGACACAGUCAAUACAGAAGCAUUAUUGGAUCCCAGAAGAUCUUUCAGCAACACGCCGCUGGUACAUAGUACACAGACUGAGAGUCCUCAGUUGUCAACCUCAAAUGAUGUUGGGAAUGCUACCUUCCCACAGGACUCAAGCAGAGACAAUGCUGAAAAUAUGAAAAGAUCAUCUAAGGCAGUUUCCACACCUGCUUUAGGUUCAUCGGAUCAGGUAUUAGACGAAAGAAUUGUAGAAGAAACCGAAAGUGACGAGACCUCCGAUAAAAAAAAUCGAACCUCAUCGUUUUAUCCAGCACAUACAGAAUCACUGCAAGCGGAUGAGACCCAUGAUAUCAUUGAUGACUAUGAAUAUGGCGAUACGAAACCAGCCAUUGAAGAAGCCGUUAAAUUAUUUAAAAUGGAAGCGAGAAGGGCAAAUCUUCUUGAGUUGAACCACGGGGACAACAAAAAUUUACAUAGAAGACAGACAUCUUUGUUAUCAAGUAUACUAGUGCCGCCUCCCAAGUCAGCAAGCAAGUCUUCACCAGCAGAGGGAAAUUCUCAAGAGCCAAAAACACUAAUACCUGCCUUGAGAAAAGUAAGCGGAAGCUCAACUCCUACGGCAAGACAAGGCCAGUUCCAACCGUAUGAAGAGCAAACGGCUAAUGUCAACCCAUUCAUAGCACCAAUUCCUGCACAACCAACAUCCGUGCCCAUUGAAAGAGAAAUAAGCAAUCAUGAUUAUGAGAGUGAUGCACUUCACUACAUUAGAGCAUCGAGGAAAAGACUUGAUGAAUUUAACGACAUGGAAAGAAACCUACCAAUGCAAAGGGUAGACGUAUCAUCAGUCAAUAGUGAAAAAUCCAAGAUAUCAGCUUGGUCUCAAUUUUCCGAUCUAUUCAGCAUCACUAGACUACUUUGCUUAUUCUUGACAUGUCUAAUAGUACCUCCACUUUUCUUCUUCAUUGGAUUUGGCGAAGUUACAGGCUUUGAUGAUGAGAAACUGAUGAAGUUCAUAAUGCACAGCCAGCACCGUUACGGAUUGAUGCCAGGCUUUAUUUGGGCGGUAGAUUUAAGUUGGAUAAGGCGAAUUUUCAUCAUAUCUGGCUUUCUCGAGACAGUCGUUUUAUUCGCAUGCAUAGGUGUAGGAUUUGGGGUUGGAUUAUCUAGAUGA
Molecule: messenger RNA, 1596 nt
Organism: Kluyveromyces lactis
Lineage: Eukaryota; Fungi; Ascomycota; Saccharomycetes; Saccharomycetales; Saccharomycetaceae
Gene: BUD8
Product: Bud8p
Exons: 1
Coding region: 1-1596 (531 amino acids)
Source: RefSeq, a predicted model, not a curated record